Molecule: messenger RNA, 456 nt
Organism: Prosopis cineraria
Lineage: Eukaryota; Viridiplantae; Streptophyta; Magnoliopsida; Fabales; Fabaceae
Product: L10-interacting MYB domain-containing protein-like
Exons: 2
Coding region: 1-456 (151 amino acids)
Source: RefSeq, a predicted model, not a curated record
AUGAACAGUGACAAAGGAAAAGCUGUGUGGAAUUCAACCUUGAUAGAAAAUUUCAUUAAGGAAUGCUUGGAGCAAGUGUACAAGAAACAAAGGAAGGGAAAUACUUUCAACAAAAAUAGGUGGCAGGCAAUAAUUGAGGGGUUUGAGGCAAAAACAAGAAAAAGGUAUGAGCGAAAGCAAUUGAAAAAUAAGCUAGAUAACAUGAGGAAAGAAUGGAACGUAUGGCAUAAGUUGUUUUCAAGUGAAACCGACUUAGGAUGGGACAGUGACAAGAAGACUGAAAAUCUUCUUUAUGGAAAAUUUAGAUAUAAAGGUCUGAGAUUUGCAAGGGAAUUAACUUUGAUAUUCAAGGAUGUUCUGGCAACUGGGGAGACACUUUUUGUACCAUCUGCUACCCAGACCCAAAUAGAGGAUGAUGAUGAUGAGGAUGUGUACCACCCUACUAUUGACCUUUGA